CUUCCAAAGUCAAUGAAUGAGACAAAUUACUCUCGGGUGACAGAGUUUGUGCUGUUGGGCCUGUCAAGUUCAAAGGAGCUUCAGCCUUUCCUCUUUCUCAUAUUUUCACUGCUGUACUUAGCGAUUCUGCUGGGAAACUUCCUCAUUAUCCUCACAGUGACUUCAGAUUCCCGACUUCAUACCCCCAUGUACUUUCUGCUUGCAAACUUAUCUUUUAUAGAUAUAUGUGUAGCUUCUUUUGCUACUCCCAAAAUGCUUGCUGACUUUCUGGCUGAACGGAAAACUAUCUCGUUUGAAGCCUGCUUGGCUCAGAUUUUUUUUGUUCACCUAUUUACUGGUGGUGAGAUGGUACUUCUUGUAUCCAUGGCCUAUGAUCGAUAUGUUGCAAUAUGUAAGCCUCUCCACUACAUGACAAUCAUGAGUCACCGAGUGUGUAUUAUUCUGGUCAUCAUCUCCUGGUGUGUGGGUUUCAUCCACACAACUAGCCAGCUGGCAUUCACUGUUAACUUGCCAUUUUGUGGUCCUAACCAGGUGGACAGUUUUUUCUGUGAUCUCCCUCUGGUGACCAAGCUAGCUUGCAUAGACACUUACAUUGUCAGCUUACUAAUAGUUGCAGAUAGUGGCUUUCUCUCCAUGAGCUCAUUUCUCCUCUUGGUCAUCUCCUACACUGUGAUUCUCAUUACAGUUAGGAAUCGCUCCUCUGCUAGUAUGGCCAAGGCCCGCUCCACCCUAAGUGCUCACAUCACCGUUGUCAUACUCUUCUUUGGACCAUGCAUCUUCAUCUAUGUGUGGCCUUUCAGCAGCUAUUCAGUUGACAAAGUCCUUGCCGUGUUCUACACCAUCUUUACACCCAUAUUAAACCCAGUUAUCUACACUUUGAGAAACAAAGAAGUUAAAGCAGCUAUGUCAAAGCUGAGGAGUCGCUAUCUGAAACCUGGACAGGUUUCUGCCCUGAUUAGAAAUGUUCUUUUUCUAGAAACAAAGUAA
Arvicola amphibius (Eurasian water vole) is the source of this 987-nucleotide messenger RNA. Its product is annotated as olfactory receptor 4K15. Gene Ontology annotation, biological process: G protein-coupled receptor signaling pathway. The record is from RefSeq and is a predicted model, not a curated record. The transcript has a single exon. Gene Ontology annotation, molecular function: G protein-coupled receptor activity; olfactory receptor activity. Bases 13 to 987 code for a protein of 324 amino acids. NCBI's taxonomy places the organism in Eukaryota, Metazoa, Chordata, Mammalia, Rodentia, Cricetidae. Gene Ontology annotation, cellular component: membrane.